This is a messenger RNA of Porites lobata, 703 nucleotides long. NCBI's taxonomy places the organism in Eukaryota, Metazoa, Cnidaria, Anthozoa, Scleractinia, Poritidae. The record is from the annotation of a GenBank genome assembly.
AUGUUGCUGUUCCAGUCGUGCCAUGUUUGCAAGGGCAAGAAUCCACCAGAAGUUGAAGCUCAACAGAUUGGCACCAAAGCUGUCAUCACCACUGUCUGCACAAAUCCAGGAUGCUGUGCAGAAUCUACAUGGCACAGCCAGCCAAAUAUGCCAGGCACGAAACUUCCUGCUCGGAAUUUUCUUCUUUGCAUGUCCAUCCUGUUCGCUGGUGGUUCAAUAACAAAAAUAAGACAGAUCUUCAACCAUAUGGGUUUGGCAUGUGUAUCAGUGAACACCUUCUUCAAACAUCAAAGAGUGAGUUAAAAUUAACAUUUACCUUGUGUUGUGAUGUGCUGAAACCAAAAAAGAAUCAUUAUUCUUGGUUUGCAACCAUGUGACAAAGCUACUAUGUUAGAUGACAAAACAAUACAAUUUUUUUUACAGAAUUUGCAUGAAAAAAGAGUUUAGUUCCCAGGGAAGAGAUACAAUUUUAUUCUUGUAAUCCAGCAUGGCCGCCAUGACGUCAGCUGCAAACCAGCAAUAAUAUUAGUUUUGUCUCAAUUUGUAACGGAGCACCUGUUCAUUAGACAGGUCUGUAAUAAAAAAUAUUAAAUAAUUUUUUUAUAUUAGUAAACUCAAUUCCCUCUUUGUUCUGAAAAUAUCUGGUGUUUCAUUUUUUCAUACUUUUCAGAGUCAUCUGUUCCCUACUGUGCACCUCUUCUGA